AUGCAGUCCUCAAAAGACGGCAAUGCUAAUAGACAUGAGCGAUUGACUCCCAUUAAAACACUAAGUACGCAACAAGAUGUACGAUCUAACCUGCAAGAGGACCAUAAUGAUAAAGUAGGACAACAUAUGGUGUCUAUCAAUGAAACGCAGGGCGUAGAAGUGAAUCAAACGUCCGCCUGUGCUGUUACCUUUGGUGAUUGGCCAGAUGGAACAAAGGAGAAAGUCUGGUUAACAAGCUUUCCCAGAUCUGGAAACACGUGGACACGUCAUCUAUUAGAAAUUGCAACAGGAAUUUAUACUGGUUCGUUUUAUUCAGAAAACAGUUUAUAUAAGCAAGGCUUUAAAGGAGAAAUUGAUCAACCAGGCCAGGGACAAAAGUUGGUUUACAAAUGCCACUCUUUCAAAAAGACUUACAUGUUUGGGAUACUGCUCAUCAGAAACUUAUAUGACUCUAUGGUCUCAUUGUAUGCAUAUAACUUGACAGGAAUGAUGGGAAGCCUGAAUCUUGAGUUAUUCCGUAAUAGUACAGACUUUUCAGAUAUGGUCAAGACGAUGCACGAACGUUGGCGUAAAUUAGUCGUGGACUGGUUCAAAUCUGGUCACCCUUUUGUGGUAGUACAUCAUGAGGAUUUGUUGCAGAAUCCGAUAUCGUCCGUGAAAAAGAUGAUGAAUUAUCUAAACAUUACACUAACCCCAGAACGACUUGAAUGCUUGCGAAAUGACAUCGAAGGACUGUUCCAUCGCCAACAUUCAGAGAAAUUUCAUUUUGAUCCUUUCACUCAAGAAUUGCACGAGAUUAUUGACGAAGAUAUCCGAGUUGUGAAUGAGCUACUGAUGAGUAGGAAUGAAACUCCUAUACCUAAGCCAGCGUAUAACACUGAGUUGUAG
This is a messenger RNA of Saccoglossus kowalevskii, 888 nucleotides long. Its product is annotated as sialate:O-sulfotransferase 1-like. Lineage: Eukaryota; Metazoa; Hemichordata; Enteropneusta; Harrimaniidae. The record is from RefSeq and is a predicted model, not a curated record. Gene Ontology annotation, molecular function: sulfotransferase activity.